Messenger RNA from Miscanthus lutarioriparius, 363 nucleotides. NCBI's taxonomy places the organism in Eukaryota, Viridiplantae, Streptophyta, Magnoliopsida, Poales, Poaceae. The record is from the annotation of a GenBank genome assembly.
AUGGCCGACGACCAACCAUGGAAGAUACCGCCGAUCAUUCAGGAGCUGGCCGCCGGCGUGCAGGAGCCACCGAGCCGAUACGUGGUCGGCGAGCAAGAUCGUCCCGCCGUAGCCGCUGCCGCCAUGCCCGAGCCCUUCCCAUCGUUGACCUCAGCCGGCUGUCCGCAAACGACGGCGCCGACGACGAGGCCGCCAAGCUCUUUUCCGCCCUGCAGAAUUGGGGCCUCUUCCUGUCCGACCAAGCUCAGACUCUGUGUCUCUGUCCAGGCAGCCGGGCAUGGGAUGGAUCCAGAAUUUCUCGCCGAGAUGACGGGAGUGACAAGGGGAUUCUUCAAUCUCCCGCUCGACGAGAAGCAGUGUUAG